ACAUUUCUCCCAUCACAGAGUUGAGGGCAACUCCAGAACCUCCUGCAAGAUGCUGCUGAUUCUGCUGUCAGCGGCCCUGCUGGCCCUGAGCUCAGCUCAGAGCUUAAGUGAAGAUGUCAGCCAGGAACAAGCUCCCUCCCUAAUAUCAGAUGGAGGACACUCAAACCAGAGCUCAGAUGAGAAGCCUCAGAGACCACCUUUUGGAGGACACCCACCUAAGCCACCUGCUGGUAAUGGAAGCCAGGAUGAUGGGCCUCAGCACAGACCACCCCCACAAGAAGGCAACAAGCCCCAACGUCCCCCACCUCCUCCAGGAAAGCCACAAGGACCACCCCCACCAGGAGGCCAUCCCCAGAAGCCUCACCCACCUCCUGCUGGAAAGCCGGAGGGACCACCUCCACCUCAUCCAGGAAAGCCGCAAGGACCACCCCCACCAGGAGGUCAUCACCACAAGCCUCACCCACCUCAUGCUGGAAAGCCUGAGGGAUCACCUCCACCUCCUCAAGAGGGCAAACCAACCCAACCUCCCCAGGAACAGCCUUCUCAGUAAUCUAGGAUUCAACGACAGGAAGUGAAGAAGAAGAUGACAGUGAUUCAGGUGAUUCAAAUGCCAUAACAUUGGAAUAAGGUGGCCAUAGCUCUAACUUCAAUAUACCAAUAAAACAGUCAGCUUGCAACUUC
Cebus imitator (Panamanian white-faced capuchin) is the source of this 681-nucleotide messenger RNA. Its product is annotated as salivary acidic proline-rich phosphoprotein 1/2-like. Bases 50 to 550 code for a protein of 166 amino acids. The record is from RefSeq and is a predicted model, not a curated record. The transcript is spliced from 4 exons. Lineage: Eukaryota; Metazoa; Chordata; Mammalia; Primates; Cebidae.